AUGUGGACGUAUUCCUUGGCCCUCACGCUAGAGGACUUAUUUUUCGGCAAAGAAUGUCGGUUUAGAAUUACGAGAUCGUACCUUUCUGGCAUCAGAGAAAUCGUCGUGCUUGACAUGCACAUUCCGCCUGGCUGCGAGGACGGUACAAGGUUCGUUUUCACGAACGUUGGUCACCAACGCAGGGACGGUUCCUUCCAAGAUAUCGUCUUCAUUGUCCAGGAAGCUGCCCAUGAUGCCUUUGCCCGUGUUGGACAAGAUCUCGUCAUGAAGGUUCGGGUGCCUUGGUCGGAAAACCUUCAGCGCAAGAAUGGGUGUAUAUAUUUCACAGGCUUAGAUAACGCGACACUGUCUGCCCGAAUUAGCUAUGCGAGGGAGAAAAGACGACAUGGUCAGUGCAAGAUAAAGAACGGAGGUAUGCCGAUCCUACAGAAUGGGCAGGUAGUCGCAAGGGGAGAUCUGAUUGUACAGUACGUCCACAUUAGAUAG
Molecule: messenger RNA, 486 nt
Organism: Guyanagaster necrorhizus
Lineage: Eukaryota; Fungi; Basidiomycota; Agaricomycetes; Agaricales; Physalacriaceae
Exons: 1
Coding region: 1-486 (161 amino acids)
Cellular component (GO): cytosol
Molecular function (GO): protein-folding chaperone binding
Source: RefSeq, a predicted model, not a curated record